AUGUCUUUCUCACUCGAGCAUAUUGAUGCUUUUCUCCCGAUAACAGCGUUGAAGACGUUUGUGCUGGGUGAUAGACGAUUUGUCUUCCAAAGUCAGGGCACAUACUUCCGGGUGGUUGAUGAACCCACGGGUGUUGUCACCACACAAAUUCAGGAUCAUGAUCCUAACCCUGUUCAAAUAAUUGUCUGGGGUGGUCGCUCAGUGCGGGCGGUUGACUUCUCUGUGGACUCUGAGAAUGAAGUCACGUUGUCGGCCUCUAGUGCCGAGUUCACUGCUCCAGAUUGGAUCAUGAGUGGGUGCGCAGCUGCAGCAGGUGGUCACCACGGUGCUUUUUUUAUCACAGCGAACAAUGCACUCCUGAGUCUCGAAGUCCUCGACAGUGAGAGACCCGAGAUAAAUACAGCCAUAUCCAUAUAUCAGUUGGCGACCAGUGUAAAGUCUAUCCUUUACUCCGCCGAUGUGAUUGCGCUGUCUUCCUCCCACAUCCUCAUUGCUGCUGGUACCGUCUUCGGAGAAAUCAUCGUGUGGUCAUGUUUCCUCAAUGAAAAUGGAUCGCAUAAAGCUAAUGCAAUCGGCUCCAUCCACCAUUUCUUCACGGGGCAUGACGGAUCAAUCUUCGAUGUCCGCAUCUCUCCCCAAAUACCGUCAUUGAAUGGAGGCCAGUCUGGUAGAUUACUGGCAAGCUGCAGUGACGAUAGAACCGUGAGAAUCUGGGAUAUAUCAGACUGUGAGCACAAAACAGCCCAAGAUCCUUCUGCAUACUCUACAGACGGGUUUGAAUUACGGAGUACUGGCUUUGGCCCUGUUGAGGCAGGCGAGGAGAGCGUUGGAUCUGAGUCAUGCGUGGUUCAGGCAUUCGCUCACGCCGCUCGCAUCUGGGGUGUCCAUUUCAGGCCCAUUAAAAAUAAUAACCAAACUCAUAUGGGAAUAGUUUCUCGUGGAGAGGAUUGCACAUGCGUUUUGUGGGACCUAAGCUGGCACUUAUCAUCCGAUGGGAUGACUGAUUAUCGUCUCAGCCAAACCUCUUCAAUACAAACACAUAUUGGAAAGCACAUCUGGUCUCUGGACCUUUGCAGAAUUGGGUCCGAGACUGUGGUUUACACCGGAGGCGCCGAUGGUGCGUUGAAGAGUUUUCCCAUCAAAGAAAAUGACGAUGAGCAUCUGAGUCAUGGUCUUGAUGCUUCUUUGCAGCAAUCAUCUAAGAAGAAGAAGCAUCAUACAGGCGAUGGAGCUAGAUCCUUUGCAUUUGUCGCCCAGGACUGCCUUCUUCGUAUCUCUACGCAAGGUCAAAUCCAGCUUGGGUAUCUCAACCAAACAGAGGAGACUGUCGUUACUUGGGAGACAAUAUGUGAAACACCCGACCUUGCUUCUUUUGCCGCCAUGGCUACUUUGCCCCAGAUGGGUCUAGCAUUAAUCGGUAAUUUUCAAGGACUCUUUCGACUAUAUAAUCACGCUACAAAAUCUGUCAUCAGCAUUGCCGAUGUUGGCAACAGGCCUCUUGCAUCAUUCUUCCUCCAGACUCACUCUUCUAAGAUGGAUACCAUGAAUCAUUCUAGCAACCUCACCUUCCUUGUCUGUUAUCCUACCGGAGAAGAAAUAACACUCGUCACUAUCUCCGACUGGAAUAGCGAUCAUCCAAAUGCCGGAAUAACUACAUUCACCCUACCAUCCACAUUUGUGGUUUGCAGUGCGUCUUUCGUCUUUGAUGACCAAUAUUUGAUUAUAGGGUCAAAAUUAGGCGGCCUUGCCAUCUACAAUACCUCUGAGGCAGAGCCCGUAUCGGUCAUCCGACGUGUUCAUGGCCGAGAAUUUGUCAAUCACAUAAGCGUCGUGACAUCUGUUACUUCGAGUGAUACCACAAAAUCGGACUUCGUAUUGACCUGUGGGCGAGACGGAACUUAUUGCCUCCACGAGUUGCAGCUUUGUGGGAAUGGAAUAGAUGCUGUAUCGCUACAGACAGUGCACCGUACAGCAUCUAUAACCGGUGGGAACAUUGAAGGCGCUUAUUUCGACAAAACGACUAGUGAUUUCAUGUUAUACGGAUUCAGAUCCCAAGAUUUCAUCCUGCGCAACGAGUCGAAGCUGACGGACGUCGUAUCCAUUGCUUCAGGCGGCUUUCGCCGAGCCUGGGACUUCAUCCCAGGAGACAAAAAUAAUAAUGCCAUGUUCACCUGGAAAGACGGAUAUUCUUUGAUGACCACUCGCAUCCGAGCUGGUGCUAGUACUUUGCUUCGAGCCGGAGGUCACGGGCGGGAAAUCAAAGCGGUGGAUGUUUUCAACCCUAUCGGUGGGGAUCGCCCUCUUUUUGCAACUGGUGCAGAGGACACUACUGUUCGUAUUUUCACGCCGACUUCCUCAUUGGCUGAUAGUCCGUGGGGUAGCUUUGAGUGUCUGCGUGUCUUGGAUACACACAAGUCUGGGAUCCAGCAGGUGACUUGGUCCAAGGAUGGAAGAUACCUAUUCACCAGUGCUGCAUAUGAAGAGUUUUACGUAUGGAGAGUCCGCACCAUUCCCGUAUUCGGCGUCGCUACGAAAUUGAUGGCGGCCAGUCCGAAGGAUGACGAGAAUUCAGAUCUCCGGAUUCCUAGUUUCGAUUUGCUAGAAGUGGAGGAAGUUGAUGGAGGGCAGGGUUUCCUCCUGUGCCUUGCUCUUUCCAACUCCGUUUUCAAGAUCUUCCACUUCUCGCCAUCCAGUGGCCAAUUCACUCUCCUGGCUCGUGGAAAAUAUAUGACCAAUUGCUUAACCCAAGCCCACUUCUUAGUCACAAGCUCUUCCGUGAGCCUCAUCACCGCAGCAACUGAUGGCUACUUCACACUCUGGGAUUUAACAAGCACACUUAACCCAUUCUACACAAUCACACAAUCCACCUUGAAGGCCAAGCAUCCUUUCAAGGGCUCUUCCGUCUCACCAGAACACAUCACGUGCGAAAGUCGAUAUCAGAUUCAUUCCAACAGCAUCAAGGGGAUGGAACUGGUUCCUAUCUCUGAUAUAGCUAGUGUUGUUAUCGCUGGAGGCGAUGAUAACUCUCUCUCCGUUUCCCUCCUACGGACAAUUCCAUCCGACACCGGCACAAAUGCACAGGUAGCUACGGUUUCUAUCCCCGAUGCUCAUGCCGCGGCGGUUACCACGGUCAAGGUACUCAAUCAGCAAAUCUCUCGUGAUGUUACAUCGAAGAAAGAAUCCAUCAAAAUCACUGUGGCGUCCUCUGGCAACGAUCACCGAGUCAAAAUCUGGUCAAUCGCCGCGGACCCUACACAACCUGGCACGCAAGGGAUUAUCGUGGAAUUCUUACUGGAUACAUACAGCUCUGUGGCUGAUAUAUCAUCAUUGGGGCUUAUCCAUGGACAUGGAAAUUGCCUCCCCGCAGAAAGGUACGAGCCUGGGUCGGAAACGAACCAGUCGCGAUUGGUUGUAUGCGGUGUGGGCAUGGAGAUGUUCGCUGCCGAAUCGGAUAAAGCCUUAUCUACAUAA
Penicillium griseofulvum is the source of this 3471-nucleotide messenger RNA. Its product is annotated as tRNA (34-2'-O)-methyltransferase regulator RTT10. The transcript is spliced from 4 exons. NCBI's taxonomy places the organism in Eukaryota, Fungi, Ascomycota, Eurotiomycetes, Eurotiales, Aspergillaceae. The coding region runs from base 1 to 3471 and encodes 1156 amino acids. The record is from RefSeq and is a predicted model, not a curated record. Gene Ontology annotation, molecular function: protein binding. Gene Ontology annotation, biological process: tRNA methylation. Gene Ontology annotation, cellular component: cytoplasm.